This is a messenger RNA of Neurospora crassa OR74A, 3774 nucleotides long. It is a transcript of the gene ncw-1, whose product is annotated as non-anchored cell wall protein 1. The transcript has 2 exons. The record is from RefSeq and is a predicted model, not a curated record. Gene Ontology annotation, biological process: carbohydrate metabolic process. Bases 999 to 3074 code for a protein of 691 amino acids. Lineage: Eukaryota; Fungi; Ascomycota; Sordariomycetes; Sordariales; Sordariaceae.
GAAAGAUUGCUUGCAUGAGACACACACACGACUUGGAUCUUUGAAUUUUUUUUCCUCGGACUCCUCAAACUCUCCAACUAGCUUCCCACGCGGAGAUUUCAGCUCGUUUGUAUCUUCCAGAUCGAGACAAGGCCGAAACUGUUGUGAUCCACGCGGCAACUAGACUAGUAGGAAAGCAAGCACUCCGUUCAAUAAUGCUUACCGAAUCGAGCUGAAAAUUGAAGGCUGACUGCUUCAAAGCGCUGUCUCCUUCAUCUCUCUUCUUCCAAACAACUCGGCGUCUCGGCUCUCACUUUAGCAUUGGCACUCUAGCAUCGGGGCCGGCCCAGAGGCUUGCAUGGUAUCAUCAGACCAUUCGGAUAUUCCUAUUCUCAUUCAGGAACAUGGAUCUGUCUCCGUUAGCUACUAGUGAACCCGACCCAACGACAUGGUAGCCUGCUUGCUUGCUUGCCGCCAUGCUAGCUAGCACCAUGCUGCCAUGCCCAGCCCAUUCUUUGCCAUGCCCGAACGGGUGUGAUAAUGCCAAUAUUCGUGAGCAAGAAGAGAAGAGUGUGAGUAAGCAAGGCUCGUGUGUAUGUGAGUGGGCUCAUUCUGGACGUCUUCUCCAUCCCUAUACGAAUACACACACCAUCAAAGGUUCAAGUCAGACACACAUACUCAUCCACACACACAAGGAUAUACAAAGUUACGAACUUUGUUGUUGCUGUUGUGGUGGUUCUGUCUGUCCGACUAGUAUAUUGUGUCUCUCAUUCCCGCUUCCUUCUUCCAUGAAGUGAGACUCUCGCAAGCAUCACCGCCGUCCUUCCACUCGUUUUCUCUCUUACCUGUUGUGCUUUCCCUCCCUAGAGCACACAGUUGUUUAUCCCACGCACAUCCCCCCCAGUCCGACUGUCUUGUAGGACUGAGUCGUGGGUUACGGCUACACUGCUUAAACUUUGUGAACAACUUGUUUGUUUUUGCAUUGCACGUGCUGCAACAAGCAACAACCUCUGUCCGCAAUGUUCUCCUUCUCUAGGAGCGCAGCUUGGAGCUGCCUCUUGGUGGCCUUACACUUCACCCUCGCCUUGGCCGCCAAGUCGCUCACCAACACCAUCCUCAUCCUCGCCCGCGACACCUACUCGGGUACUUCCGCUGCCGAAGGCCUGCAGGGCUAUGGCAUCCCUUACCAGAUCGUGCUGGUGCCCCAGGCCGGCAUCACCCUCCCUGCCCUGGCCACCGGCACCGACCAGGGAAACUACGGCGGCAUCAUCGUCGUCAGCGAGCUCUCGUACCAGUACAGCGACGGCUGGCGCUCCGCCAUCACGGCCGCGCAAUGGGAGACCAUCUACACCUACCAGACCAACUUCGGUGUCCGCCUGGUCCGCCUUGACGUCUUCCCCAGCACGGACUUGGGCGUCGACCUGGCCGUUGCCGGUGCCGGCUGCUGCAACACGGGCGUCGAGCAGCUCAUCUCCUUCUCGGACGUCUCCGACUUCCCUACCGCCAACGUCAAGACCGGCGCCGGCGUGAGCACCCAGGGUCUGUGGCACUACCCGGCCAAGAUCGUCAACUCGACCAUCGCCAAGCCCAUUGCCACGUUUGCUCCUUCUUCCGAUGGCACCUUUUCCACCACCAGCGUCGCGGCCAUCAUCAACACGUUUGGCACUCGCCAGCAGAUGGUCUGGUUCACCUCGUGGGCCACCGACUGGGCCUUGGCCUCCAACUACCUCCAGCACGGCUUCAUCCACUGGAUGACCCGCGGUCUCUUCGUCGGCAAGCGCAAGAUCCACCUGUCCACCCAGGUCGACGACAUGGGCCUCGAGACCGAGAUCUACCACCCGGCCGGCAAGAACUUCCGCAUCCGCAUCUCGGAUCUCGAGACCCACGCCACCUGGCAAAGCAACAUCAACACCCGUCUGCCCGCCGGCUCCCACUACUUCGUCGAGAUGGGCCACAACGGCAACGGCGACUUUAUCGAGGGCCUACCCAAAGCCACCAGCGAGAACAUGUGCAACCCCUCCGAGGCCGUCGACUACGAGUCUCCCCCCGACACGCCUCUGGACUUUAAGAAGCCGCUCGGCACCGGUCUCACCCUCUGGAAAUCCACUUUCGUGAACUACACCUGGUCGCUGCAGUGCGCUCUGCUAGACGACAUCACGACGUGGUUCUUCAACCACAUCAACACCUUUGCGUCCGUGUCUCACACCUUCACGCACGAGGAGCUCAACAACGCCACCUACAGCGACGCCAACAAGGAGAUCUACUUCAACCAAGCCUGGCUCAACCAGAUCGGCUUCGGCGCCUCCUCCAUGUUUUCUCCCCUCGGUCUAAUCCCGCCCGCCAUCACGGGCUUGCUCAACGGCGACGCCAUCAAGGCCUUUUUGGAUAACGGCAUCCGCUACGUCGUCGGCGACAACACGCGCCCCAUCCUGCGGAACCCCGAGAACUCGUUCUGGCCGGCCAUUACUAACGUCGCGACUAACGGGUAUGAUGGCCUCGUCAUCAUCCCGCGCUGGGCUACGACCAUUUACUAUAACUGCGAUACGCAGGAAUGCACGUUGCAGGAGUGGAUCGAUACCUCGGCUGGCGCGGCGCCCUUUAGCAACCUGCUGGACGAUGCCCGCCGCGUGAAUGUUCGGUACUUGUUGGGUCUCCAUCCUGAUCCGUACAUGUUCCACCAGGCCAACUUGCGCAGUGGUGAUGUUGAUCAGAUCACUGUUGGGUCUGUGAGCGGCAAGCUCUCGCUGCUUCAGAUCUGGGUGGAGACCAUCACGCAGGAGAUGGUCCGUCUUACCAACUGGCCUAUUACUUCGCUGAAGCAUGAUGAUAUCGGUCGUCUGUUUGUUGAUCGCAUGACUCUUGACAAAUGCAACCCCAACAUGCAGUAUAACUACUCCGCUGAUGGCACCAAGAUCGUCAGCGUGACUGUUACUGCCACCAACAACCAGUGCUCUGUCCCUAUCCCCGUCACCGUGCCCGCUUCCGCGUCUGGAUCGGCUACUGUUGAUGCUCUAGGCAAUGAGCCCAAGAUUUACUGGACUACACUGUCCGGUUCGCCUGUCACUUUGACGCUUUCUUCGCAAAUCAGCAUCUAAGAAUGGAGUUAAAUGGUGGGGGAUUUCUCGGGAUACCUAGUGUCGUUUUUUAUGCAAUGAGUAAUAGUUUCAAAUGAACUUGAUGAAUGACUCUUAGAUGUGCAUUUGGGAUGUGAAGUAUCUGCUGCCAGCUUUUGUCAGUCCGCAUGUUGAAGUAGAUGGUUAUUUUCUGGCAAGUCCACCAAGUUUUAGCUCUGAACUGAAUUUUACAUACCUGCCUUACCUCUUGCCACCCACAUGACCACAUGACCACAUCACCAUCAUCCGUCAUCACUCAUCAGGCCAUUGAUCACUCACUUCCGCACCCUCCACCAACAGCCCCAUAUUCAACCUCACACUCCACCUCACAUACGGUGUCAUUUCCUUCUCCUUAUCCACAAACCCUCCCCCAGGCGCCGUGAUAUCCGACGCUGCCCCCUUCCCAAAGUGGUGACUGAACAACGGGGGCUGCACCGUCACACAAACUGGCGCUGUGUCUCUCCCCUGCUCGGCAAACAAACCAUCACACCACUCCCCCAAGACCAAGUCCCAACCCUUCGUCAACGCCUCCUUGACUCCAAACCGCCACAACAAUUUCCUCGCUCCUUGCUGGCUGACGGCGUAUGCUUGCGUGCAGAUGGCCCCGCUGGAAUGGUGCACGACGCGCGUGUGAGGCGGGUAGAGCUCGGCUAGUUGGUCUUGUAGAGCGAAUGGGUGCGCU